UGAAGAAAGAAACAGCAAAAGAGAGAAAAAGCUACCUAUUCUGAUUGUUGUUUUUAAGCAGCUUCAAUUCCAGUUUCAUAAUGUCUUUCUUCAUCACCUACCUCUAAACAAACUCCCCUUAUAUUCGGAUAUUCCUUUUUAUCAUUCAAUACCCCCAAAACCCAUUUCUGAAAAUACAGCAGCGCCCUGUUUUUUUCUAGCCUUUUUUAAUGUACUUCCCAUGGGGUUUAAGCCUUUCUUCUUUGUAGAACACCCAGAUUCGUGAACUUUGCCACAAACCCAUUGCUCAACGAGAUGCAGAUUGUGUUGUUUUAAGGUCUCUCGGUGUUAGAAUGGCAUCUGAUCUGAACAGAACCUUGUCGAGGACAUACAUUGGUCUGCAGUUGUGGGUGCUUAUUGUUAUUUGCUUGGCAGUGAUUUUUUUAGUUAUCCUCGGCGUAUCUUUAUGGCUUAGUUUUCGAAACAAAUCCCGAAGGGCUAAUGACAUGCUUCCUAUAAGGCAAGAAUCUUAUAUUUUAGAGGUAAUUAAAGAGAUAAGUGUCGAUCAAUUUUCAGCAAACAACGGUGGCCUGGAUGCACUUAAUGAUAAACUUAGUGACAGAGGUUCGGAAAAAAUUCGAUUUAAUGUAGAUAAUGAAGAUAAUCGUGGCCAAUCGAAUUCUUUUAAUCAUUUAGAGAAAGAUGUUAAAGGGCCUCAACUAGGAGAACGGGAAGGCACGGGUGCGGUUUCCACGUACAGACCUACUUCACAUCCUUUGACUGAUCCUUCACCUUUGUUCGGCCUGCCCGAAUUUUCGCACCUUGGGUGGGGUCAUUGGUUCACUCUAAGAGACCUACAACUUGCCACUAACCAGUUUUCAAAGGAUAAUAUUAUCGGUGAUGGUGGGUAUGGAGUUGUUUAUAGAGGCAAUCUGAUUAAUGGAACCCCGGUUGCCGUCAAAAAGCUCCUUAACAAUCCGGGACAAGCUGACAAGGAUUUCAGGGUGGAAGUUGAAGCCAUAGGUCACGUGCGGCAUAAGAACUUAGUUCGACUUCUUGGGUACUGCAUCGAGGGAACUCAAAGGAUGUUGGUCUAUGAAUACGUCAAUAAUGGGAAUUUGGAGCAAUGGCUCCGAGGUGAUAUGUGUCACAAGGGAUAUCUUACUUGGGAUGCUCGUAUAAAGAUUCUUCUCGGUACUGCCAAGGCGUUGGCUUAUUUGCAUGAGGCUAUUGAACCGAAAGUUGUACAUAGAGACAUAAAAUCAAGUAAUAUAUUGAUUGAUGAGAACUUUGAUGCUAAGAUAUCCGAUUUUGGUCUGGCCAAAUUGCUAGGCGAUGGGAAAAGUCAUAUUGCAACUAGAGUUAUGGGUACCUUCGGUUAUGUUGCCCCAGAAUAUGCCAACUCUGGUCUCCUAAACGAGAAGAGUGAUGUUUAUAGCUUUGGUGUUGUGCUCUUAGAAGCAAUUACCGGAAGGUACCCGGUAGAUUACGGUCGCCCUCAGCCAGAGGUAAAUAUGGUUGAGUGGCUAAAGAUGAUGGUUCAACUCAGACGCUUCGAGGACGUAGUAGACCCUAACAUUGAGACUAGACCGCAAACUAGUGCUCUCAAACGAGCUUUGUUGGCUGCGUUGAGAUGUGUUGAUACCGAUGCUGAUAAAAGACCAAAAAUGAGCCAGGUUGCUCGCAUGCUCGAAUCAGAGGAGUAUCCGGUUCCUCGAGAGGAUAGAAGACGCCAAAAGAAUCUGGUUGUUAAAUCAGAUGCUGAUCCGGAUUCAACUGUAGCUUGAUACCUUGGAAUGGCCUGUAGUUGAGAGAUGGAGGAAUAUUUUUUCGGAAUUGAUUUGCAGAUUGUAGGUAACAUUUGUUUGUGUCCGGAAAUAACAUCAUCACGAGACACCGUUGCCGUAGAUUUUCUGUACAGUUCUGUAUUGAUUGUGUGGUAAUCUAUAUUUUUGUUAA
This is a messenger RNA of Gossypium raimondii (Peruvian cotton), 1938 nucleotides long. Its product is annotated as probable receptor-like protein kinase At5g18500. The record is from RefSeq and is a predicted model, not a curated record. Gene Ontology annotation, molecular function: ATP binding; protein kinase activity. The transcript has 8 exons. Lineage: Eukaryota; Viridiplantae; Streptophyta; Magnoliopsida; Malvales; Malvaceae. Gene Ontology annotation, biological process: protein phosphorylation. Bases 333 to 1766 code for a protein of 477 amino acids.